CUGCUCAAAACCAACCGAUUUAGACUCAGCUAUUAAGCACGCUAUAUUUAAGAAUGUCUUGAUAGCGCACAUGAACAUUCAAAAAUCAUGCACUGUGUCUUUAACAGGUUGAGCCCCUUCCAGCCAAUGAACCGGACACACUACCCGGAAAAAAGCCGAUUGCAUGAGUAAUAAUGGGCUGUAGCUAAUUUGUAAAUAAUUGGGUAUAUCGCUAUUUAUUUCACUUUUAUUUUAACCGGUGAUCUUUUUAUAUAAUUCAAAGGCUGACAUUCUCGUAUGAUUGGUAACUUGGCUCAUAUCGCAAGGUUUUGCUUAGGAAACAUGGCAGCAACAGCAGAUCACUUCAUGUAUUUUGCUUUUGGAAGCAACUUGUUGAAGGAGAGACUUCAGCUGGCGAACCCCUCAGCUAUAUUUCAUUGCACCGGCCGACUGAAGCAGAACUACACAUUGAACUUUGGUCUGUGGGGGGAGCACAUUGAUAACCAUUGGCAUGGAGGAGUAGCAACCAUCCAGCAGAAAGAGGGGGGAGAGGUGUGGGGGGUGGUCUGGAGGAUGAGCAACGACCACCUAGCCAGCCUGGACAAGCAGGAGGGGGUGGACAUGGGUAUGUACUUCCCCUUAGAGGUGACAGUGGAGACAGACAACGGGGCACUGCUCUGUAGAACGUACCAGAUGAACCGCUUCCACGCCUGUCCCCCCUCGCCACAAUACAAACAGGUGGUGUGUUUAGGAGCCCAGCAGAACGGUCUACCAGUGCAGUACAUGAGGAGACUAGAAGAGGUUCAGACCAACAACUACAGCGGCCCUUCUAUCCUGGACAAGAUCUCACAGGUCAUUAAGUAAUUCUGAUAUUUUUUUCCACUAAUUGGUCUUUUGAUUUGGUGUUUUGACCAAUCGGAUCAGCUCUGAAAAGAUCUGAUGUGAUUAGUGGAAAAAAUAUCAGAAUUGGGCUGCCUUUGUAAACAUAGCCAGAAUCCAUCUGAAAUGACAACCAAUUGGGCUCUGGUCAAAAGUGGUGCACUGGCCUCCCGGGUGGCGCAGUGUGCCAUCAGAGUCCCUUGGUUCGCGCCCAGGCUCUGUCGUAACCGGCCGCGACCGGGAGGUCCGUGGGGCGACACACAAUUGGCCUAGCAUCGUCCGGGUUAGGGAGGGUUUGGCUGGUAGGGAUAUCCUUGUCUCAUCGUGCACCAGCGACUCCUGUGGCGGGCCGGGCGCAGUGCGCGCUAACCAAGGUUGCCAGGUGCACGGUGUAUCCUCCGACACAUUGGUGCGGCUGGCUUCCGGGUUGGAGGCGCGCUGUGUUAAGAAGCAGUGCGGCUGGUUGGGUUGUGUAUCGAAGGACGCAUGACUUUCAACCUUCGUCUCUCCCGAGCCCGUACGGGAGUUGUAGCAAUGAGACAAGAUAGUAGCUACUACAACAAUUGGAUACCACGAAAAAGGGGUAAAAAAAAAAGAAAAAAAAAGUGGUGCACUAUAUAGGGUGCCAUUUUGGACAAACACACAGACAGGCACCAUAAAGACAAAUGCAUGUGAUGUGGCUUUGGAGAGAUUUGAUGACGAAUGGUUCAAUUGAAAUGGAAUGGGGCCUUUGAGAGAAAUGGGAGAUGUUGUAAUGUAUUUAAUAGAUGUAUACUGAAUGAAGUCCGUUACUUCAGAAAUCAAUUGAUUUAAUGUAAAUUGUUAUUCUUUGUUUCUUAAGAAACGUCUGAAGGAUCUCUGCUCCCCAAACUGUAUCUGGUCCAAUUGUCUUUUCAACAAAACAUAAUUUUGUAGUCAUUAAUGACGUUGAACAUACAACUAUGUAUAUACAGAAUUAUCACCAUAGUGUCCCAGUACAAAUUCUGGAGUUUUAUUUGUGCUUUAGUUUUUACUUAAUUCAACGAAUACAAACUUGUGCAAAAUAUAUAUAUAUAUAUAUAUAUAACAAAGAUGCUUGAGUAAAUUAAAGGUGUGUUUUAAAUCAAA
Molecule: messenger RNA, 1965 nt
Organism: Oncorhynchus mykiss (rainbow trout)
Lineage: Eukaryota; Metazoa; Chordata; Actinopteri; Salmoniformes; Salmonidae
Gene: ggcta
Product: gamma-glutamylcyclotransferase a
Molecular function (GO): gamma-glutamylcyclotransferase activity
Source: RefSeq, a predicted model, not a curated record